UCUCCUUUUAUAUUAUCACAUCUGCCUUCUCUUUCCGAAUCCUCAAGUCGGCCUGAAGGGAAAUCUGACAAGAUGCGUGAGUGUAUUUCUAUGCAUGUUGGCCAAGCUGGGGCCCAAAUGGGAAAUGCAUGCUGGGAGCUUUACUGUCUAGAACAUGGGAUUCAGCCGGAUGGACAGAUGCCCAGUGAUAAGACAAUAGGAGGAGGAGAUGAUUCCUUCAACACGUUCUUCAGUGAGACAGGAGCAGGAAAGCAUGUUCCACGUGCUAUCUUUGUUGAUCUGGAACCCACCGUGAUUGAUGAGGUACGCACAGGUACAUAUCGCCAAUUGUUCCAUCCCGAGCAACUAAUCACAGGCAAAGAAGAUGCUGCUAAUAACUACGCCCGUGGUCAUUACACUAUUGGUAAAGAGAUCAUUGACCUGGUGCUGGACAGAACCCGGAAACUGGCUGAUCAGUGCACUGGCCUUCAGGGAUUUCUCAUUUUUCACAGCUUUGGUGGUGGUACUGGCUCUGGCUUCACCUCCCUCUUGAUGGAGCGUCUCUCUGUAGACUAUGGCAAGAAGUCAAAACUUGAGUUUGCCAUCUAUCCUGCUCCUCAAGUGUCCACAGCAGUGGUGGAGCCCUACAACUCCAUCCUGACCACCCACACCACCCUGGAGCACUCCGACUGCGCCUUCAUGGUGGACAAUGAAGCCAUCUACGACAUCUGCCGUAAAAACCUGGACAUCGAGCGUCCCUCUUACACCAACCUCAACAGGCUCAUUGGCCAGAUAGUGUCCUCCAUUACAGCCUCGCUGAGAUUCGAUGGAGCUCUCAAUGUGGAUCUCACCGAGUUCCAGACCAACUUGGUGCCCUACCCACGUAUUCAUUUCCCUCUGGCGACAUACGCUCCGGUGAUCUCUGCUGAGAAGGCUUACCAUGAGCAGCUGUCUGUGGCUGACAUUACCAAUGCCUGCUUUGAACCAGCCAAUCAGAUGGUAAAGUGUGAUCCUCGUCAUGGUAAGUACAUGGCCUGCUGUCUUCUCUACCGUGGAGAUGUGGUGCCCAAAGAUGUCAACUCUGCCAUUGCUGCCAUUAAGACCAAACGCACCAUUCAGUUUGUGGAUUGGUGCCCCACUGGUUUCAAAGUGGGCAUCAACUACCAGCCCCCAACUGUGGUACCUGGUGGAGAUCUGGCUAAGGUUCAAAGGGCUGUGUGCAUGCUGAGCAACACUACAGCCAUCGCUGAGGCCUGGGCUCGACUAGAUCACAAGUUUGAUCUGAUGUACGCCAAGAGAGCCUUUGUGCACUGGUAUGUGGGAGAGGGAAUGGAGGAAGGAGAGUUUUCAGAGGCCAGAGAAGAUAUGGCGGCUCUGGAGAAGGAUUAUGAAGAAGUGGGCACAGACAGCGUGGGAGAUGAAGAUGAAGAGGGAGAAGAAUAUUAAAGAGGCAAAAUCAUCUAAGCUUUACCUAGCUUCCCAGCCAAACAAAAUCUUACCAUUAAGUCUGAUCAUAAAUAUUUGAAAGUUAAUGUGCACUAUGAUUGGUUUCAUGUAAACAAAACUUGAAUAAAAAGAAGGAAUGUC
This is a messenger RNA of Triplophysa dalaica, 1566 nucleotides long. It is a transcript of the gene tuba8l3, whose product is annotated as tubulin, alpha 8 like 3. Gene Ontology annotation, cellular component: cytoplasm; microtubule. Gene Ontology annotation, molecular function: structural constituent of cytoskeleton; GTP binding. Lineage: Eukaryota; Metazoa; Chordata; Actinopteri; Cypriniformes; Nemacheilidae. Gene Ontology annotation, biological process: microtubule cytoskeleton organization; mitotic cell cycle. Bases 73 to 1425 code for a protein of 450 amino acids. The transcript has 4 exons. The record is from RefSeq and is a predicted model, not a curated record.